GGAAUUGGUCUUGCCGGAUGGAAGCUGCGGGGGCGGGACCAGGCGGAGCCUGGAUCGACGCAGAACAAGAUCCGAGUGUUUGCAGUGGUGCUGCCCCACCCCUGGUCCCCGGGAUCCUGGAGGGGCCCGGCUGUGCUGCUGCGAGGGCCCUAGGAGGUUGAAAGCUAAGCAUGGGGAAGAGCUGCAAGGUGGUCGUGUGUGGCCAGGCUUCUGUAGGCAAGACUUCAAUCCUGGAGCAGCUUCUGUACGGAAACCAUGUGGUGGGUUCUGAGAUGAUCGAGACGCAGGAGGACAUCUAUGUGGGCUCCAUUGAGACUGACCGGGGGGUCCGGGAGCAGGUGCGUUUCUACGACACCCGGGGGCUCCGAGACGGGGCCGAGUUGCCCCGGCACUGCUUCUCCUGCACUGACGGCUAUGUCCUGGUCUACAGCACGGACAGCCGGGAGUCCUUUCAGCGCGUGGAGCUGCUCAAGAAGGAGAUUGACAAAUCCAAGGACAAGAAGGAGGUCACCAUUGUGGUCCUCGGCAACAAGUGUGACCUGCAGGAGCAGCGGCGUGUAGACCCGGACGUGGCUCAGCACUGGGCCAAGUCGGAGAAGGUGAAGCUGUGGGAGGUGUCAGUGGCUGACCGCCGGUCACUGCUGGAGCCCUUCGUCUACCUGGCCAGCAAGAUGACCCAGCCCCAGAGCAAGUCUGCCUUCCCCCUCAGCCGCAAGAACAAGGGCAGCGGCUCCUUGGAUGGCUGAAGUGGUGCCUUCCCAGCCCUGGAAGAUGGGCUGGGGGGAACGGGGGGGUUUAGGUGAGCUUUGCUUCCCAGUCAAGGUGGGGAGCUCACCACUAGGCCAGGCAGCUGGGCUGUCCCAGGCUCAGGUCGCUUUUGCUCCCUCCCAGCUCUGGGAAUUGCUGACAGUCUAGGUUAGCACCGCCAACCCCCCAGCCCGCAUCAUAUCUGCCCUGCGGUGACUGGGGUGGUUGUGGGUCACUGUACUUUUACCUGCCAGGAGAGGAAGCAGAGCUCUAUGCAGAAGCGCCGCAUCUAGGGUCUGCUUCCCAUCACAGGGACCUCCCGCUUCCUGGUUUCCUGCCAGUGUCUAUUCUCCUCUCUUACGCGCACACACCCCCUGUUCAGGAAGCCUCUACAUACACACCACCCCCCCCCACACACACACACACACACACGGCAUCAGCCUGGACUCUAGAGAAAGGGUGUCCAUGUAUCUGUGUGUAGAUGUGCAUGUGUGUGUGUGCUGGUGUUUGGGUCACACACACACACUUAUGGCACCAGCCUGGACUCUAGAGAAAGGGUGUCCACGUAUCUGCGUGUAGAUGUUCACGUGUGUGUGCUGGUGUUUGGGUCACACACACACACACACACUUAUGGCACCAGCCUGGACUCUAGAGUAAGGGCAUCCAUAUAUCUAUGUGUAGGUGUGCACGUGUGCAUGCUGGUGUUUCACACACACACACACACACACACACAUACAUUGUCUCUCUCUCUCUCUCAUGGCACCAGCCUGGACUCUAGAGAAAGGGUGUCCACGUGUCUGUGUGUAAAUGUGCAUGUGUGUGUGCUGGUGUUUGGGUCACACACACACACGCACACUUAUGCCACCAGCCUGGACUCUAUAGAGUAAGGGCAUCCAUGUAUCUGUGUGUAGAUGUGCACAUGUGUGUGCUGGUGUUUGGGUCACACACACACACACACACACUCACACACUUAUGGCACCAGCCUGGACUCUAGAGUAAGGGCAUCCAUGUAUCUGUGUGUAGAUGUGCACGUGUGCAUGCUGGUGUUUGGGUCACACACACACAUACAUUGUCUCUCUCUCUCUCAUGGCACCAGCCUGGACUCUAGAGAAAGGGUGUCCAGGCAUCUGUGUGUGUGCUGGUGUGUGUGUGUGUGCACAUGUGUGCACAUGUGUGUGUGCUGGUGUUCUGGGCACCUCCUCACCCAACAGCCCAACCUCUCCCCUGUCCUCUCCUUGGCUAGAAGAAGCUAGCCUCCUGGGAGUGUCCUUUUCUGUUGUAACUCUUCCCCCAGCUUCCUCUUCCUGCUCAGGGAGCAUGUCACUGAGUGAGGUGGAAUGAAAUGCAGCUGGGCUGGGAGUCAGCAGCUGGCUUUGUGGGCCUGCAAGGCCCUUCCCCUCUCGGGGCUCCGCUUUUCUCAUCUGUAAGAUGAUCUCGAUUCUAUGCUCUCUAGCCCUGUGGUUGGAUACUGCCCGCAACUGCGACUGUCCUCUCAGCUUCUCCCUUUUCAAGGUGCUAUGCCUACGGCCCCGCAGGCUGGGACACUGCUCCCCCCGACCACCAGGGGGCAGGAGCGCACUACUCGCUCUAGUUGCCAGAGCGGCCGCCCAGCGCCCAAUCAGCGAACCUCCCGGGCCUGGGGACCGGUCUUUCCCGUUCCUGGGGUGGUUUUCAGCUGAUCGCUGGACUUCUAUUUAUCAAUUUCCUGUGUUUAUAUGCCUGCUGCCCCGGUGGAGGCUGGGCAAGGUGCUCCUCUAGCGCUCCCUUCUUACCUCAGAUGCCUGAGCAAAACAAGGCCAGGCAGGAGCAGCUUCUCAGGAGCUGCCAGGCCUGUCGGGGGCUCAGAAGGGUGGUCACACUUCCAGCACGCUGUUCAGGUGAGCUUGUAACCUGCAACCUCCCGUGCUCACCUGCUUCUGAUGCACACACCUAGCACAGUGAAACACUACAGCCAGAUGACCUCUAAUACACGCCCCUUCUCCCCAGGACGGGAGAGGCGAGCAGGGGCAGGCGGCCCAGCUGGGCGAGUCGAGUUUUAGGGUGUAUACAGGCUUGAGCUUAAAUUCAUUUAUUGAUGUGUUGGACACAAUAAAACCACAACUGUUAUCAAAAA
Bubalus bubalis (water buffalo) is the source of this 2860-nucleotide messenger RNA. RefSeq names its product NFKB inhibitor interacting Ras like 2 (gene NKIRAS2). The coding region runs from base 171 to 746 and encodes 191 amino acids. The record is from RefSeq and is a predicted model, not a curated record. NCBI's taxonomy places the organism in Eukaryota, Metazoa, Chordata, Mammalia, Artiodactyla, Bovidae. Gene Ontology annotation, biological process: canonical NF-kappaB signal transduction. Gene Ontology annotation, molecular function: GTP binding; GTPase activity. The transcript is spliced from 4 exons.